AUGGAAGAAGCAAAAAAAAAUUACACAAACUAUGCCAUUAGAUGUGUAUAUGUUGUGCGCAUAAGAACAUCUAAAAAAGAUAACAACAACAAUGUCAACUACUUGAGAUUAGUUUGCUCAAGGGAAGGGAAAUAUGUCUCUUCAAUCAAGCCUGAGGUGAAAACACUUCCUAGCCAAACCAACCAAUGUCCAACUGGCAUAACCAUUGCAAGGAAGGAUGAUAAAUGGUUUAUAAGGACCGUUGUCCUAGACCACAGUCAUGAUCUAUGCCCAAAAACCUCCAAGCUAAUUCCUGGCAAUAGGAAAUUGAGCAUGCAAGCUAAACGCACAUUGGAGGUCAAUGAUGAUGCUGGAGUCCGGAUUAAUAAGAGUUUCCUUAGCAUUAUGAGCGAUGCAGGUGGAUUUGAAAAUAUGGACUUCAUAGAGCGAGAUGCGCGAAACUACAUUGGCCAAUACAUAAGAUCUUUAUGUAAGGAUGGUGAUGGACAAGCCCUCCUACGACACUUUCCAUCAAUGAAAGAUUUCAAUAACGAUUUCUUUUAUGAAAUUGUAUUGUAUGAAGGCAAUACAAUUUGUAGUGUCUUUUGGGCAGAUGCAAGAACUCGAGACGCCUGUGAAGAAUUUGGUGAUGUGGUGUCUUUCAACACCACUUACUUAACAAAUAAGUAUGACAUGCCAUUUGCGCCUUUCGUCAGAGUUAACCAUCAUGGUCACUCCAUUUUACUUGGUUGUUGA
Molecule: messenger RNA, 735 nt
Organism: Vigna umbellata (rice bean)
Lineage: Eukaryota; Viridiplantae; Streptophyta; Magnoliopsida; Fabales; Fabaceae
Source: RefSeq, a predicted model, not a curated record